Molecule: messenger RNA, 1930 nt
Organism: Odobenus rosmarus divergens (Pacific walrus)
Lineage: Eukaryota; Metazoa; Chordata; Mammalia; Carnivora; Odobenidae
Gene: TIGAR
Product: chromosome unknown open reading frame, human C12orf5
Exons: 6
Coding region: 10-822 (270 amino acids)
Biological process (GO): regulation of pentose-phosphate shunt; positive regulation of DNA repair; fructose 1,6-bisphosphate metabolic process
Cellular component (GO): cytosol
Molecular function (GO): fructose-2,6-bisphosphate 2-phosphatase activity
Source: RefSeq, a predicted model, not a curated record
GCCAGGAAGAUGACGCGCUUUGCUCUGAUCGUUGUCCGGCAUGGAGAAACAAGAUUUAACAAGGAGAAAAUAAUUCAAGGACAAGGAAUAGAUGAGCCUCUUUCAGAAACUGGAUUUAAACAAGCAGCUGCCGCUGGCGUAUUUCUUAAUAAUGUGAAGUUUACUCAUGUUUUCUCCAGUGACCUCAUGAGGACAAAGCAGACCGUGCAUGGGAUUUUGGAGAAGAGCAAAGUUUGCAAAGAUUUGACAGUAAAGUAUGAUUCAAGACUUCGAGAAAGAAAAUACGGGGUUGCAGAAGGCAGGGCCCUAAGUGAGCUAAGGGCAAUGGCCAAAGCAGCUGGGGAAGAAUGCCCUAUGUUCACACCACCCGGAGGAGAGACCUUAGACCAGGUGAAAAUGCGUGGAAAAGACUUUUUCGAUAUUCUUUGUCAACUGAUCCUUCAAGAAGCAGGUCAGAAUGAACAGUUUUCCCAAGGAGCUCCAAGCAACUGUCUGGAAACUUCUCUGGCAGAGAUAUUUCCUUUAGGAAAAACCUGUGCCUCUGAAUCUAAUGCAGACAGUGGCGCACCAGGAUUAGCCGCCAGUGUCUUAGUUGUGAGUCAUGGCGCUUACAUGAAAAGCCUGUUUAAUUAUUUUCUGACUGACCUUAAGUGUUCCUUACCCUCAACUCUGAACAAAUCCGAAUUUAUGUCAGUCAGUCCCAACACAGGGAUUAGUCUCUUUAUCAUAAACUUUGAGAAAGGAAGAGAAGUGAAGCCAGCAAUUCAGUGUGUUUGUAUGUACCUACAGGAUCAUCUGAAUGGAGGGACUGAAACUCGCUAAAAUUUAAAUCUACAUCAAAAUUUUGAACUUCUGAGGGAGUGCCUUUGGCUUUGUUUCCAUCCUCUGCUAGCACUGAUUUGGAAACAGUUAAAAAGCUAUUACAGCAGGUUAUAAAGCUUGAAUGGAAUCGUGGCCACAGAGAAUACUAAUGGAAACCAUUUAGGACUGACUUAUUUUCUCUUGAGUACAGUUGGCUUUUUCCAAAGUAAUUUUACCACCCUGUUCAGUUACAUCUCUGGAUUGUAAAUGAAUCAAGGAAUUCAGUAUUGCAAAUUGAGGGAUUCAUGACCUUGUAACUAUGUUUUUUUUUUUUUUCAUUUUCUUUGUUAUUUUUCUUUAAUAUCUGAAAAAUCUAGCCUGUUUUAUUGGCUCUUGGGUAAGAUACUGUAUGUUUUUUACUAUAUCGUCCAGUGCUUAAAAGAAGGAACUAUUUAUAAUUCCCAUUGCAUAUUUAUAGUGAGAACAUACUGUAUUUUAAAAGUCCUUUAAAUUAAAAAUUCUUAACCAUCCUCAGUUUUAUAUAAAGCAAAAUGACACUAAAAUUUUUAAUAUAGAAAUCAACUGUUAGAAUUUUUUACUAUAGAGGGUUUGAAAUGUGGACGAAUGGAGAUUAUGAUUGCAGAUUGGUCUGGUGAGGAAGAAUGGAAAGCAUCAUUUGACUAAGAAACAUUGAAGAAGGAAUCUCUGCGCAAAAGACAAAAGAGCAUCUCUUUCUUAUCUAACUAAUACGCUGAAGAAUUUAGUUUGGGGAAGGCUCUAAUGAGAGUAAAUGGUUACUUGUGUACUACACAGUAACCUCAGAAGGAAGGGGGAUGCUUCCUUGGAAAGAAUGUUGCUCCGGUAACCCCAACUGUGGGGUUUUGUGGAAGGUGCAGUUGCCUCUUUUUUCCACCAGAUGGCACUGGAGCAAAGGGAUUUUGGUUAACUGAAUUUUGUACACAAGAUCGGCCCCUCAAAAAAUCCUCACCGAAAUGAAAGUGUUUUCCAUGUGGUUUGCUUUUAAGUUAUCAUGCUGAUGAAUGCUGAGUCCCACCUCACAAGAGUGUUAAUACUAAAGUUUGUCAGUUAAGGCCAAAAUCACGUGUAGUCCAAAUUUACCGUGGACAGC